Molecule: messenger RNA, 534 nt
Organism: Cynara cardunculus var. scolymus (artichoke)
Lineage: Eukaryota; Viridiplantae; Streptophyta; Magnoliopsida; Asterales; Asteraceae
Exons: 1
Coding region: 1-534 (177 amino acids)
Molecular function (GO): zinc ion binding; nucleic acid binding
Source: RefSeq, a predicted model, not a curated record
AUGAAGGCACGUUUUGCUUCACGUUUCGUUACCUCUGAACAACACAAGAUUGAACAUUUUGUUGACGGUCUGAGGAGAGAGAUUAAAGAAUUUGUAUCGAAUUGUGAUCUUACAAGUUUUCGGAGAGCGGUUGAAUGUGCUAGACGACGAGAACACGAACUUUCUCUCUAUGGUGAAUUCACACCCGAACCAAAGAGACAGAGAACUAAAAUAACAACUUCUGUACCUAUAAACCGACCUAAUCGAUCUUUCACCCCAAGAAGGAGUCAGUCUCAGAGUGCUCCUCGAGCCCCAUCUCGAGCCUAUUCCAUGCAGUCAAACACACCUCGCGCAUGCCAACGAUGUGGCAAGGCGCACUCGGGACGAUGUUUCUCUGAACCGUCCAAAAUUUUGUGUUAUUCCUGUGGUGAAGUUGGGCAUAUUCGUACAAAUUGCCCAAGACGAGAUCGAGCGUGUUAUACUUGUGGAGCUUAUGGACAUCGUCAGCUUAAUUGUCCAAAUGCCCAAUGUGAGGAUAGUAAGGCCUCAGUAUGA